AUGCAGCCGAGGUCGAGAUCAGUGCGACAUGCGCUGAAGACAAAGGAUGAGCUGGAGAAGGAGCGGCUGCGCCACCGCUCCGGGGGUUUCUUCCGCUACGAGAACAGAGACAACCCCAUCGAUGUAGUCCUCAAUUGCCCUGGCUACUUGGGGCCCCGAGAAAGAAUGACGGCGGGACCUCACUGUGAAGAGGUGAACUAUGCAGAACGUGAGCAUGCCAAAGUUGUCCGAGAUGAAAUCACAGAGGCCCGGCGCAAGGGAAAAUACGACAGGGAGGAGCACCGAUGGCGAUGUAUCGCGAAUGCAGACCAGGGAGAUGUAGACCGAGUGUCGCGGAUGCAGCACGACCCGAUGAUGGGCCGAAAAAACGUCUCAGGCCAGCCCUUCAACAUCGUGAACCAUUGCUAUGACAGGACUCCUGCCGGGGCGCAGCUGGAACACCACGACAACAUGAUCCGGUAUCGCUCGAGAGUGCGCGAAGCCGCGCUGGCUAUGCGAAAUCACCUAGGGUUCAAUCCGAUUAUCGGCGAGCAGCUUUGGCCUCAGUGA
This is a messenger RNA of Symbiodinium natans, 549 nucleotides long. The record is from the annotation of a GenBank genome assembly. NCBI's taxonomy places the organism in Eukaryota, Dinophyceae, Suessiales, Symbiodiniaceae.